Messenger RNA from Anas platyrhynchos (mallard), 1323 nucleotides. The record is from RefSeq and is a predicted model, not a curated record. Lineage: Eukaryota; Metazoa; Chordata; Aves; Anseriformes; Anatidae.
GCCCCCCCCCCCAUCACCCACCAAACCCCCCGGCGACCCCACGACCCCCCCCUCCCCCUUUUAAUCCCCCCCCCCAAAUGCCGCUGGGCCUGGGCCGCCGCAAGAAGCCCCCCCCGCUGGUGGAGAACGAGGAGGCGGCGGGGGGCCGGGGGGGGACCCCGGCGGAAACCCACGGCGGGGGGGGAGAAGGAGGAGGAGGAGGAGGAGGGGGAGUUGGAGGGGGAGGGGGUGGGGGUGGGGGGCUGGGGGUGACCCCCCCGGGGCUGCCGCCGCCCCCCCCGGCCCUGCGGCCCCGCCUGGUGUUCCACACGCAGCUGGCACACGGCAGCCCCACCGGGCGCAUCGAGGGCUUCAGCAACGUGCGGGAGCUCUACGGGAAGAUCGCCGAGGCCUUCCGCAUCCCCCCCGGAGAGGUGAUGUUCUGCACGCUGAACACGCACAAGGUGGACAUGGAGAAGCUGCUGGGGGGGCAGAUCGGGCUGGAGGAUUUCAUCUUCGCGCACACCAAGGGGCAGCGCAAGGAGGUCGAGGUGCUCAAGUCCGAGGAGGCGCUGGGGCUCACCAUCACCGACAACGGCGCCGGAUACGCCUUCAUCAAGCGCAUCAAGGAGGGCAGCGUGAUCGACCGCAUCCCGGUGAUCGGGGUCGGGGACAUGAUCGAGGCCAUCGACGGGCGCAGCCUGGUGGGCGCGCGGCACUUCGAGGUGGCCAAGCUGCUGAAGGAGCUCCCCAAGGGGCGCCCCUUCGCCCUGCGCCUCACCGAGCCCCGAAAAGCCUUCGACAUGAUCAGCCAGCGAGCGUCGGGGGGCAGAGGCGGCGGCACCCAGCUGGGCACCGGCCGGGGCACCCUGCGGCUGCGUGCACGGGGUCCCGCCACCGUGGAGGAGCAGCCCUCAGCCUUCGAGGAGCGAGCCAUCGCCAAGGUGGACGACCUGCUGGAGAGCUACAUGGGCAUCCGCGACACCGAGCUGGCCGCCACCAUGGUGGAGCUGGGCCGGGACGCCCGCGACCCCGACGCGCUGGCGCAGGCGCUGGACUCGCAGCUCGGCGACUUCGCCUUCCCCGACGAGUUCGUCUUCGACGUCUGGGGGGCCAUCGGCGACGCCAAGGUGGGGCGCUGCUGAGGGGGGGCUCCCCCCCCCCCAAAAAAAAAAAAAAAAAAAAAAAACAACAAAAAACCCCCCCACCGGAACCUUGGAACUGCGCCACCCCCGCUCUGCUCCCCCCACUUCUCUUCUCUGGGACCCUCCCGAAGGACCUGGGUGCCCCCACCCCAAUUCCCAACCUGCCCCCCCCCCACUUUUUAACCAGGAUCCCCCCCCC